This is a messenger RNA of Maylandia zebra (zebra mbuna), 2628 nucleotides long. It is a transcript of the gene dio1, whose product is annotated as iodothyronine deiodinase 1. Gene Ontology annotation, biological process: thyroid hormone metabolic process. Gene Ontology annotation, molecular function: thyroxine 5'-deiodinase activity. NCBI's taxonomy places the organism in Eukaryota, Metazoa, Chordata, Actinopteri, Cichliformes, Cichlidae. The record is from RefSeq and is a predicted model, not a curated record.
CGGCUGAUUUUAAGACAGUCGUACUCAUUUAUAUCUUCUACUUGUUUGUAUAAACGAGAGCUACCAGCCUUUUUUGAUUUGGCUUUGAUUUGAUGUUUCUUCACGGUGGGAAAUAUUGAAGAAAAUUAGCUCCCAACUACGCUAUGGGAUGUUUAGCAAGAUGAAAACGCGGGUAUUAAUAUGUAAUCAACAGAAAGCGUAUUAAAGCGCAGAAUAACAACUGUUACCGUCGUGUAAAUGGAAGUUUUUGUUUCUGUUGGUAAAAUGAACGCUCUUACACGAAAGACCGUGAAGGCAGCAGAGUGGGAGGGAGCCUGACCAACAAUUUUAAACGAGCGAUCCAAAGAGUUCCGCUGGAGACGCCUUGAAACACGGGACAUACCACCGGCAAGCUGCUGCCAUGUUUCUGCAAAAAAUUCUGCUUUAUUUGUCGACAGCAUGCAUGUUUUGCUACAUGUUGGGACUGUUUCUCAUGCUGGCGAUAUUGCAGUUUUUCUCACCAAGCCUUGCGAAGAAGUUCAUACUUCGCAUGGGUGAAAAGAUCACCAUGACCCAGAAUCCCAGGUUUAACUAUGAGGAUUGGGGUCUGACAUUUAUGUCCUUGGCAUUUAUUAAAACCGCUUCUUUUCACAUGUGGCUGUCUCUCGGAGAAGAGGCGUUUGUGGGAGGAGAAGCUCCAGACUCACCUGUGGUCACUAUGGACCGCGAGAAAACCAGCAUCUCCAAGUAUUUAAAAGGCAACAGAGCGCUUGUGCUGAGUUUUGGAAGUUGCACCUGACCCCCGUUUAUGUACAAACUUGAUGAGUUCAAGCAACUCGUCAAGGACUUCAGCGAUGUAGCCGACUUUCUUGUGAUCUACAUCGCAGAGGCUCAUUCGACAGAUGGUUGGGCCUUUAAGAACAACUAUGACAUCAACCAGCACCAGAGCCUGGAGGACAGGCUGUCUGCGGCACAGGUCCUGGUUCAGAGUGAACCCCUGUGUCCUGUGGUUGUGGAUGAAAUGACUGACGUCACCACCAUAAAAUACGGAGCUCUGCCUGAGAGGCUUUACAUUCUGCAGGCUGGGAAAGUGCUCUACAAGGGAGGGAAAGGGCCUUGGGGCUACAACCCAGCGGAGGUGCGAUCCUUCUUGGAGAAGAUAAAAUAAGAAACUCUGCGCUUAUAUGAAUAAAGGUUUCUUCUUAUUAAGGGGUGGGUUUUAUCUACAUUCUAACCAGUAUACAUUACUUAUAUAGGUGGGGGGUUUUACAAUCAGGCUCUCAUGUUGUCUUAAAAAAAGAUAUCAGCCUCUGAGCUUGAACUCUCCUCUCAGUGUUAAUUAAUGACGGCUGCAGAUUAAACUUUGGACUCUGGAGCCAGAUGCAUUCAAACACAGGGAGACAGUCCACUCAGCGGUUGUGAUAAAACGGCGCAUACAGGAGAUGUAAUUUGUGUGAGCGUGCAUGUGUUUUUUGUCCAUAUUCUCUUUUUGGUUGCGUGGUGGGUUUAUUAUGGCGCAGGUUUGUCUGCAUUGUAACUGUAAUUCCACUACAUCAGCAUGUAGUCCUACUGUCAGUCGUUCACAUUAAUCACAAAAGGUGUAGAAAUGGUGUGUAACCUUUCUGUAGUCUUAAACGACAUGUCAGCCUCUGAGCUUGCAACCCCCUCUCUGUGUUUCUUAGUGACGGCUACAGAUUAAACCUCUGGUCUCUGGAGCCAGAUGCAUUGAAACGCAGGGAGACGGCCAACCUCAGUCAUGUCAUGUUCGUUGUAUCACAGACUACACAGCAGAUGUAGUUUGUUUCCAUAUGUGUUUUGCUUAUGUUGCCUGGCUUCUUCAGUUAAACUCCCUGAAGAUUUAAGGCACUGAAAGUUUUCCCAUUUUCAGUGUCAGUUAUCAAGUGCACACUUAUGAAUUCUCCACAGUUUCAACAGCUGGCUACUAUUUACAUGACAAUGCCAGUCAAAACCUCUUCUAGCUGGAAGUCUUUGAACUACGUAGGUUAAUUUAUUAUUGGACACUUAUUGAUUUGAAUAUUCUUGGAUGUGAAGUCAUCCGGUAGCACCUCAACAUAAGAGUACUCACUUUGUCAAAGUCAUAAAAACAGACAUGCAGCAGCACCGUAUGCUAGCCACUUUGUGUUUGUCACUGUGACUCACGCUUGACCCAUUAAAAGAGAAUAUGAUUGUUGCAAAGCUCGAAUUCUCCAUUAUUACAAAAAAAUGCUUUCAGAGUUUUAAUACCAACAAAGAGCAGAUUUCUCCCACAUGAGAAUCUGCCUGUUGUUUGCUGUCUUGUCUGGAAAUGAUAAACCUUCUGCACUGUGUGUGGAUUGUAAAGUUCAGAUUCCUUAAUAUCUAACUGUGUUAUCUGCACAUCAGAUGAUUUUGGCACCCAGUGUCCAUGUUACAUAAUUUAAUCUAAUGAGGGUUCUUAUCUUGGUGUAGUUGGUGAAAGGGCACAAGAUAGCUUUCAAGUAUUUUGAUAAAAUUUUGUAUUGGAGAAAAGAAUCUGAUUUUAAUUUCGAUCCAAGCAUUAAUAAUUUGUAGUUUGACUUCUUUUAGUUGCCAGAAUACUUUGUGUUGUCUCAUAAACACUAGUGCUAAUGUGAGACUUGUGGCAAUAAUAAAAGCAAAACUGAAAUGAAA